AUGGGUCGAACGUGGAGGAGCUCCAGAGAGAGGCCACGUCAUCCUGCUCCAUCUCCUCAUCCUCAGAGCAUACUUCUCCCUCCUCACAUAGUGGAGGUGGUUCAGCUGGACGGAGAGAUCCUGCAUGCGCUGUUGAAGCGAGUGUGUUCUGUGGCGUAUCGGCACCUGGACAAGCACAAGAUCGAGCCGGUGCUCUACAUGAUGGAGUGGUUCAUGUGCGCCUUCUCCAGAACUCUGCCCUGGGCCUCGGACCUCCGAGUGUGGGACAUGUUCCUGUGUGACGGAGUGAAAAUGAUAUUCCGUGUGGGCUUGGAGUUGUUGACGUCCAUGCUGGGUACUCGGGAUAAGCUCAACGCCUGUCCGGGUCAGUAUGAGACCAUGGAGGUCCUCAGAGCGAUUGAGUCCAGAUACAUGCAGGAGGGCUUCUUAGUGCUCCAGGUUCUGGAGUUGCAGGUAUCGGCACAGGACGUGGAACGUGAGCAACGCACGCAGCUGAAGCGCUGGAAGAAGAAGCACGGCGAGCCCGGUAGCAAACUCCCUCAGAGAAUGCACAGUGCUCGCGCCAUCAUGGCCACCGAGCCUCAUACAGACCAAGACCUCCGCCAGAAACCCACCAUUAUGGUCCAGUACCCAUCGGUCCCUGAGGAGAAGUCUGAGCCGAACCUCGGGAAGAAGAGAGGGAGCCUGAAGAAAAACCAAGCCCUCAUUACUAACCCCUACGCGCUACCUGGUGAGUCUAAACCUAGUCAGAUAUUGGACAUACAGCUUCUGAACCAGGAAAAUCGAAAUCUUGCACUUCCAAAUCCACCAUCACAUGUACCACGGCUCCCUACAAUGCAGGAAAAUCAGGUCAAAGAGACGAGCACUUCUACAGAGCGACCCGUGCAGUGUCCUCGAAUUCCCCCAUCGAUAAGAAACUGGCGGAAUCUAUCCCUCAGCAACAUCUGUCCCUCCUAACUGCUCCUGUACACGGAUCACCUUCAGCGUGGCGUCCUCACCUGUUGAAAUGUCCUUCUGUCCAAUCCAGAGAAGCUGACCAUGAUGAGCUCCCUAAUAAUACAGAAAACUCAGCCACCAUUUUGGAUCCAUCUACAGACUCAAGCCCUCUGCUUACGCACAACGCACCUGCCACCCACGACUCUCCUGCUGCUCCCGAGUACAAAAACAACACACUGCGCAACUCCAGACAGAGCAUUAACAGCUCAGAGGACGCGUACUUGUAACUCGCUCACUGUCGCCACCUGGUGGUUAGGAGGAACAGGAAGCGGAGAAAUAUUUACAUUAUUUUUACAUUCAUUUGAGUUAGAGCAGGGGUUUGGUUUUUGCAUAACCCAUGUUGGUUCUUAACCUGUGACAAUUUAUGCAUUUAAUCACUCUUAAACAAAUGAUUUGUCUUCAGAUCAAAUUUACACAGUUCACCCCAGAGGCAAUUCACCCCAGAGGCACCCAAGAUGUGUUUUGUUUCUGGUUUUUGUUUCUUUAGUUUUUCACUUGAAAGUCAGACACCAAACAUGCCUUGACUAUAAUGGGGGGUGUAUGUUGCAAAUUUGCAAACUUGUAUUUCAUUAUUCCCUACAGGAAGAAACUCCGAGAGGUCAAUUAAGGGUCAGUGGAGAGUCAGAGAAAAUCCCAGAAAAAUACUGUAUCCUCAGCACCUCACACGCUGCCAUCUUAGUGUCACUGUGGUUCUGAGAACGCUCCACCACCCUAAUGAACCCUAAUGGUCUAAUCAGUUUUCCUUCCCAUUAAUGGAUGGUGUAGAGAACGGCUAACGAAUUGUGCCUAGCAUCAGACGAGUUACAGUCACUAGUGUACUUCAGUAACGUAGAUUUACACUCUGCCUCGCCUUAUGGGACCAAACAAAAUACAUUACUGGAACUUUGACAUGCGUGUCCCUAAAUCUGAUGGGAAGUGGAGAGUCACACUAGUGUAGGACAAACUCUUAACUCUCAAAUCCAGAGCAGAAUGUGAGGUUCUGAGGUUUUUACGUCUGAGGCUUCUCAUCUGUGGCUCUACCUCUGAGGUUCUAUGUCCGGGUCUCUGCAUCUGAGGCUGUAUAUCCGAAGCUGUACAUCUGUGGCUGUACAUCUGAGGAUCUCCCUCUGAGGCUGUUUGUCUAGAACUGUACAUUUGUGGCUCUGCGUCUGAGGACCUACGUGUGUGGCUGUGCACGUCUGAGGUGUGGGGGCGGUCCGUCUGAGGCUCUGAGUUCAAGGCUUUACAUUUGAGGCCCUUCCUUUGAGUCUGCUGUCUGUGUUUCUGUUACUCUCUCAAAUGGCUCAUGUGAGGUCAUUUUAACCAUUUUAUGUUUGUACAUUAAUGGGAUUGGUUAGAACCGCACAGUGGGCGUGUGCGAAUAUUCAGUUUUCAUAUCGCUAAUGUAUAUGGUACAUUAUAUCAAACAGCGCAAAACUUUUAAAAAUCUAUUUAGUAGAUUGACGUGACAUUGUGGACUUUUUCCUUAACUUUACAAAUGUGACAAUUACUUAGAAGCUCAGCUUGAAAAACAAAUUUAAAAAUGCUGCCUAGGUAGUAGGCGAUUAUAAUAAUAUCUUCUCGUUAUUUGAAUGAAUUUAGCCAAUUCUAAGUCGGUAUGGUGUC
Ictalurus punctatus (channel catfish) is the source of this 2601-nucleotide messenger RNA. RefSeq names its product TBC1 domain family member 10A. Lineage: Eukaryota; Metazoa; Chordata; Actinopteri; Siluriformes; Ictaluridae. The transcript has 5 exons. Bases 1 to 957 code for a protein of 318 amino acids. The record is from RefSeq and is a predicted model, not a curated record.